GAGGGUGUCAAUCGGGCAUUUCAUUAAAAGUUUUCAAAUUAGGAACGUUAGAAUUCGAAAUUUAAACCUGUCAGUGAUAAAUUUCGUACGUUAGAGUUCGGAUAGUAUUCGAAAUUUAAAUGCGUUCGAAAUAGUGAAGUGUUCUAAAAUGAAGUUGUGGUGUGUGUUUUGUUUAUUUAUGGUUGGUUUGGAAAUUGGACUUGUUAAUGGCUUAAAAGCUUCGCAGAAGGGCGUUUGUGUGUCGAAACAUACUGUGACGAAGACGAGACCGAAGACGAUACUAGUGCCGACGGGAAAAUGGUGCGGCACCAGGAAAUGUACCGUCAAACAGACGCGCAAACAGAAAUACACCGUAGUAACCAACCAGCUAAUGUGCUGUAAAGGCUACGUCUACACCGGCGGCACCGACUCCUGCGCACCCGUCUGCAGCACGGGCUGCGCCAAUGGCACCUGCGCAGAUCCCGACGUAUGCCAAUGCGCAGCGCCUCGCUACCUCGACCCUAAUACUAGAAACAAAUGCCUACUACCCACAUGCGAUCAUGUCUGUGUAAAUGGGUUCUGCUCUGUGAAUAAUACUUGUGUGUGUAAUGAAAACUAUACUUCUUACAACGCAACGCAUUGCGCGGUAAACUGUGCAGAAGGGUUUGAGAUAGAAUCUUCUUUAAAUUGCGUUCGCAAGUGCGCAGCGCCUUUAUAUCGGUUUAAAGACAAAUGCCUAACGCCUAUUUGCGAUCAUCCAUGUGUGAAUGGAUUUUGCUCAGUGAAUAACACUUGUGUGUGUAAAGAUGGUUAUAUAGCGUUUAACGCAACGCAUUGUGCGGUCAACUGUACAGAGGGAGUGGACUCUUUAAAUUGUGCUUCUAAAUCUACAUUAGACAGUGUGUGUGCUCAUGGAUAUAAACUUAAUAAAGGUAAAUGUGAACCAGUGUGCGAACCGCCUUGUGUUAACGGACGGUGUGUAAAACCGAAUGUGUGUGCGUGUGACAAAACGCUUGUAAAGAAGAAUAGCAGAGUGUGCCAAGAAAAACAACAUGGUUGCGGAGAGUGCAGAGCUGAUGGGACUUGCUUGAUGACGACCAAUGAAUCGGGAAUAAGGUCAGAAGAGGCCGAUAUCAUCCGGCGGAUAAUAUUAUGUUCUGUUUAUUUACAGACAGUACCAGAGCUAGUAUGCUGCGAUUUGUACAAUUGGGACGAUGACACAGACACCUGCGUACCAGACUGCGAACACGGCUGCGUAAAUGGAACAUGUGUCGCUCCGAACCACUGCGUGUGCGCACCACCGAUGAUCCUGUACAACAGCACCACCCCUAACACCUGUUUACAUCCCGUCUGUGACCAACCAUGUAUUAACGGAAACUGUACAGCCAACAACCAAUGUACUUGCAAUAAAGGCUUCACACCAAUAGAUACACACACCUGUGUUCCCCACUGUACCAACUGCACUAACGGUGAUUGCGUCAGCCCAAAUGUCUGCAGUUGUCAUACAGGUUAUACUAUGAAAGCUGGUCAUUGUACGCCUCAGUGCAAAAGUGAUUGUAGAAAUGGAUACUGCUCGGAACCUGAUAAAUGCACUUGUAAUGAUGGAUACGAAUUAAAAGGUGAUAAGUGCGAGCCUGUUUGUGAGACAUCUUGCCAAAAUGGCGACUGUAUAGCACCGAACACUUGUGAAUGUAAACUGGGAUAUGAACCAAAGAAUGGAUAUAAAGAAAUAUGCGUACCUAAAUGCAGUAGCGAUUGUAAUAAUGGAUACUGCUCAGAACCUGGUAAAUGUGCUUGUAAUGAUGGAUACGAAUUAAAACGUGAUUUAUGUCAGCCUGUUUGUAAGAAACCUUGCCAAAAUGGCGACUGCAUAGCACCGAAUAAGUGUGAAUGUAAAGAAGGAUUUGAGCCUAAGAAUGGACAUAAAGAAAUAUGUAUACCUAAAUGCAGUAGCGAUUGUAAACAUGGGUAUUGCUCAGAACCUGGUAAAUGCACUUGUAAUGAUGGAUACGAAUUACAAAAUAAUACAUGUCAGCCUGUUUGUAAAAAGCCUUGCCAAAAUGGCGACUGUAUUGAACCCAACAAGUGUAAAUGCAAAGAAGGAUAUGAACCUAAAAAUGGACAUAAAGAAAUCUGUAUACCUAAGUGCAGUAGCGGUUGUAAACAUGGGUAUUGCUCAGAACCUGGUAAAUGCACUUGUAAUGAUGGAUACGAAUUACGGGGUACUCAAUGUCAGCCUGUUUGUAAAAAACCUUGCCAAAAUGGCAUCUGUACAGCACCGAACAUUUGUGAAUGUAAAAAAGGAUAUGAACCUAAGAAUGGUCGCAAAGAAAUAUGCAUACCUAAAUGUAGUAGCGAUUGUAGCCAUGGAUAUUGCUCAGAACCUGGUAAAUGCACUUGUAAUGAUGGGUACAAAUUAAACAACAAUAAAUGUGAGCCAGUUUGUAAAGAACCGUGCAAGAAUGGAAACUGUGUAGCGCCAGAUACAUGCAAAUGUUUGAAUGGAUUUGAGAAAGCCGGAGAUACUUGUUCGCCUAAAUGUGAUUUAUGUACUAAAGGAGUCUGCAAAGCUCCUAACAAAUGUGAAUGCAACAAAGGUUACAAUCAUACAGAUAAAGGUUGCGUCCCGAUAUGCGAGAAAAUUUGCGUUAAUGGCUAUUGUUCAGCUCCAAAUGAAUGCAUCUGCAAUACUGGUUUCACUCAAGAUACAUUAGAUUCUUCCAUCUGUUACGAAAAUUGCGGUCCUGAUAUGGAUUUGAUCAAUAGAACCUGUGUUGUAUCUCUUCCACCAAAUCCGGAAAUGUCAUCAGGAACCACUACUGGGCUGGCGAGUAUGCAGCUGACGUGGAUCGUUGGAGGAUCAGUACUCCUACUGCUGAUCGUGCUGGUGCUGGUGGUGAUAAGCCGCCUCUACGCUAGGAAAUUGCCACGGAAGACACCCGAAGAUGGACUCUACGGCAGCGUAGCGUACACCGUCCCGAACACUUUAUUCCGAAAAGACGAUCUGAUCGAGGAAGAGGAAACGAACGACACUCUCUUGGACAAAGAAACCAGUGCUGUUUAGUUAUUAAGUAAUGUUAAAUCA
Cydia amplana is the source of this 3064-nucleotide messenger RNA. RefSeq names its product multiple epidermal growth factor-like domains protein 10. Lineage: Eukaryota; Metazoa; Arthropoda; Insecta; Lepidoptera; Tortricidae. The record is from RefSeq and is a predicted model, not a curated record. The transcript is spliced from 8 exons. Bases 149 to 3043 code for a protein of 964 amino acids.